GUCACGUGGUACUGUCUUAUAUAACACUUUGCUGAGACAAGACAGUUAUUAGCGGCGGCGCGGGGCGGCCGGCAUGGAGCUCCCGGAGGCGCGGCAAGGACCGGCACGCGGCAACGCUGUGGCCGUGGCAGCCUGGAUUCCCUUCAGCCGUCGCUCUCUGUUCUAGGUCUCUAGCCCUAGACGCCUCUUCCCUGUGCGCCUGCCUCUCGCCAUGGAUUCACUUCAGACUGGACAGAUGUUGAGCUUGCCCGCCGAGCUCGGCGGCAACAACUUAGAACUGGCGGAGCCGGAGCCGGCGGAGCCCGCGACCUCAGCGGCCCGCGUAGAUACCGACCCCCAGCCGGAGGCGGCUACCAAAGGCCCCGCUCCUCUAGCCACUCAGGAGCCGGGGCCGGAGGAGCAGCCUCCCGAGACCUCGACGCCCGAGAGCAAAGUCCUGCUCCAGCAGGCUGACGCCCUGGCGUCUGGGGGGCGCCUCCAGGAAGCCCUUGAGGUGUACAGACAGCUCUCCGAGCGGCAGCAGUUGGUGGCCGAGCAGCUGGAACAGCUGGUGCGCUGCCUGGCCCAGAAAGUCUCAGAAAGCGAGGCGCUGCCGCCGGCGCCCCCGGACGGGAGCGGCGCGGCGAGCUGUGAGGCGGUGGCGGAGGAGGCAGGGGUGACAGCGGCCGCCGCCGAGGCCACCGAAGUGUGGGACGGUUUCAAGUGCCGGAAGUGCAAUGGAUUUCUGUCAGACCCCGUGUCCUUGUCGUGCGGCCACACCUUCUGUAAACUGUGCCUGGAACGCGGGAGGGCAGCCGACCGGCGCUGCGCUCUGUGCGGGGUUAAGCUCUCGGCAUUGAUGGUGGCCGCCAGCAGGGCCCGCGGGGUCCGGAGAGCCGGGCAGCAGGCGGAAGCGGCCGAAACGCCGCAGCCGCAGCCGCUGCCGCCGCCGCCGCCGCCACCACCGCCGCUGCGGGUCAACGUGGUGCUCAGCGGCCUCCUGGGCAAGUUGUUCCCCGGCCCCGCACGGGCGUCGCAACUCCGGCACGAGGGCAACCGGCUGUACCGAGAGCGCCAGGUGGAGGCGGCGUUGCUGAAGUACAACGAGGCGGUUCGCCUAGCUCCAAAUGACCACCUGCUUUAUAGCAACCGGUCUCAAAUAUAUUUCACCUUGGAGUCUCAUGAGGACGCACUGCAUGAUGCAGAAAUAGCAUGUAAGCUCCGCCCAAUGGGUUUUAAGGCACACUUCAGAAAAGCACAAGCCUUAGCCACCUUAGGCAAGGUGGAGGAAGCACUAAGGGAGUUUCUAUAUUGUGUGUCCCUCGAUGGAAAGAACAAAAGAGCAAGAUCUGAAGCCAAGAGGCUUCUCCUUAGUUUCUUUUCACCAUCAGUCCCGGGGGAUUCUCAGGAACAUUUUCCCGAUAUCCUGAAGUUGUUGGCACCUCACCCUAGAUUAAAGGAACACGUAGAAUCAAUGGCUACUGAAGGCACCAGUCAUAAUCUACCAAAGUUGUCACAGGAAAAUCCGGAGCUCCCACACUGUUCUAGUCAGGAGGAAGCAGCGGCAGGGGGAGACUGCGGCAGCCUGGCAAACCCAGUUAAAGUAGAGGGGGAGGGGCAACAAGGCGACCAGAAAGGCCAGGCAGGAGAGGAGAAGGGGGAUGCUGCCUCUGCAGAAGCUAUCUCUGACAAGGCUGGCAAAUGCCAAGAAAAGAAAAGGAAGCAUUGUCAAACUGGAACCCAAGAUCCAGAGGUGCCCACUAAAGCCUCAAAGCCAGAUCCUCCUGCUGACCAGGAGGCCAGAGCUGCUGUCAGUGUUCCACUGCCAUUGUUUGUUGAUGCGUCUGACCUUGAAUGCGCCCUAUGCAUGAGAUCAGGACCUGUGCUGAACUCAAGAGUCACGCUCAACCAACUGAGCCACCCAGUACGCCUUGUAGAUUCUUUUAGAUUUGACCAGUUCACCAUCACACCAUGUGUAAAUAAUGACAGAUUAUUCUAUGAGCCAGUCACAACACCUUGUGGGCAUACAUUUUGCUUAAAAUGCCUUGAAAGAUGCCUAGAUCACAAUGCAAAGUGUCCGCUAUGCAAAGAUGGUCUUUCACAGUGCUUGGCAUCCAGAAAAUAUAGCAAAAAUGUCAUAAUGGAAGAGCUAAUAGCUAAAUUCCUUCCAGAAGAACUCAAGGAACGAAGGCGGCUUUAUGAAGAAGAGAUGGAAGAACUUUCUAACUUAAAUAAGAACGUGCCUAUUUUCGUGUGUACUAUGGCCUAUCCCACCGUUCCUUGUCCCCUGCACAUCUUUGAGCCUUGUUACCGUCUGAUGAUUCGUAGAUGCAUUGAGACAGGCACAAGGCAGUUUGGCAUGUGCCUUGGAGAUCCUGUCAAAGGCAGGUUUGCGGAGUAUGGGUGUAUCCUGGAGAUCAGAAAUGUUCAGUUCUUUGCUGAUGGCCGCUCUGUGGUGGACAGUAUAGGCAAGAGGCGCUUCAGGGUCCUCCACCAGGGCCAGCGAGAUGGUUACAAUACAGCCGACAUUGAAUACAUUGAAGACCAAAAGGUUCAAGGAGAAGAUUGUGCAGAGCUCAUGGGAUUACAUAAUUGUGUCUAUGAGCAAGCAUCAUCGUGGUUUCAUUCGCUCAAAUCAUCUCUGAAGAAUCGGAUACUCAGUCACUUUGGUCCAAUGCCAGAGAAAGAUGCUGAUCCCCAGAUUAACCCGAAUGGUCCAGCCUGGUGCUGGUGGACCUUAGCAGUUCUUCCAUUGGAAAGCCGAGCUCAGCUCCCAUUUCUAGCAAUGAGGUCCUUAAAGGAUAGACUGAACGGUAUUCGGCGAGUCCUGGCCUUUAUAUCCCGAAACCAAAACUAGUGAGAGUGGAUUGCUGGAGAGGAGCUCCCAUCCUCCCCACCACCCAUGGGGGGAGUCAUCUUGUAAAUAUAUCUAAUUGCAAUAACAUCUUAACAGAAGGAAGUAUCAAAUAGGCAUUUCCCUGCUGUUGAUCACAGAGAGAAAUUGUGUCUAAAGACCAAAAGCAUGGGACCUGUUUGAAACUUUCUGUCUUAAGAUGCUUCUUGACAUGCUGCACAACUACAUGCUCAGCAGAGGUGUUUAAAAGCCCAGAAAAAAAAAUUAAUUUUAUUUCAACAUAAACUUCUCUGAAAGUUUAAAGUGGUUUUGCUUUUAAUUUUCUUUCUUGCAUAGUUAAGUGUGUGAUUGAAAUGUGAAGCACAGAUACUAAUAAUGUUGCUGUGUUAUUUCACUGACUUGAGUUCUCAUUCCAAAUGGUUCAGGUUUUAUACAGAAUUGUGUAAAAUAAUAUUCAUCCUUCUUUCGGUUUUAAUAAUUUAUUUUUUGCACUACUGUAUCCUUUUUUCUACAAGUAUGUAACUAUUUAAGUGUUCAUUACUGAAAAGCCAGUUGCUUUAUUUAUUAACGUGGUUUACCAUUUACCAAGGGGGAAGUAACAGUACUAGAAAUGUGCCAUUUUUGCUUUUAUCACAUUUUACUAUGUUUGAUCCCAGUUCUCAAGCCAUUUUUCUAUCUACCCCAUUGGAUGCUUAAAGGAAGUUCAGAGUGACAUUGAGAUCACCAAUCUUCACAGGUUCCAUUUGACUUUCAGUUUGAAUUCAACAAUAUAAAAUACAUAAGUGAUUUGGUAUACAUUAUAGAAUAAGCCAUGGUAAAGUAAAAUAAUCCAUGUUCUAUAUGUUAAACAGAGCAGGGCUGAAGGAUUGCUUUUCCUUGAAUGAAGAGUUGAAUCAGAGGAGCAUCUUUUAGUAUGAUCUAUUAUAGGCAUUUAUCUCAACAGUCUAAUUCUAAAGGUAAAUCAUUUCCCCUCAGUGCAGUUAGGAGUGGGAUUUUGAGGCAGGAUGAUAUUUAACCCUUCAGAGGGAAUGGUUUUCACUUUGUCACACCAUAGCCUCCAUAUCCCACCUCUUUUCAGGGCUCUGAGAUUCACAACCUGGCUAACAUGUGUAGAAACACAUGAAAAAGGGCUGUUUGUUAUUAAAAGUAUAAAGAAGCCAGUAGAAAAAAAUAGAACUCUUUAAAAAAAGACAAACUGUUGUUUUGGUUUAUAAAUCUCUUUAAAGGAAACAGUGAAUCCAUGGUUUUUAUCUAAGCACUGCCUUCCCUCCUAGCUGCUGUGGGCCAAAGAUUUCAAUAUAGGGGAAGAAUAGUGGGUAAGAAGGUAAGAAGGAGCUCCUGUUUAGCCUGCUUUGUACUGGUGUGAUUCCUUUAGUGCCAGGAGAAUCUGAAAAAUGCCAUGAGAAUGAGGUAUACAGUGAUGGAGUAAAGAGAUUAGGGCAGGCAAGAAGUGAAUCCUACCAUUCGCACCGUCUUGCAAAUUAUCCCCUUACAUGAUGCUAAACGGAUGCAGUGCAGCCCAUCCACCUCAUUGAGAAAAGGUGAGUGCCUCAUGUAACCAAUCUGACUUCUUCCGUCAUCACCUCUGGCCAGAAACAGAGAAGGGAGAGUGAGGUGAUCCAGGCAUCAGAAAAAAGAUUCACAUAAGCAGAAACCAAAUGAUCUUUUCUGUACUUCCUAAGUGGAUGCUAUGUGUCAGAGCAUUAUGUUACCAGGCUUGAUGUUUGCAGCCAGACUUAGCUAGUGAAGAAUGGAAGUAUAGGCAUGGUUGCCUAAGCAAACUCUACAAGGCUCAGGGAGUGGGAAAUUAAAGGCUCCCCCUCCCACUCGGUGCCCAACCACUAGUUGUAGCACAAUCCUAGUAAAAUAUUCUCCUGUUAUCAAGUGUAAAUGCAGCAAAGAAAAUGUCAUAAGCAUCUCCCCUUGGUAGAUGUUUUUGUUUUGUGAUUUAACUUGUUUUUGAGCCACAGGUUCCUCAUAUAGCAAAUGGUAGUAAUUAUCACAUAUAGGGUUGUUAUGAACGUUAUAUAAGGUAGUAUAUGUAAAUCACUUAGCAGAGUGCCUAGCACCUAUGGGACAUUAAAAACAUAAUAGCCAUGAUUAGGUUAUUCAUGGUCAUAGAAUAUCAUCAGGGGCCCACAUUUGCAUAAAACACUGGCUUUAUACACAGUGCCCAUAUCUACCCCUUUAAAUGUGGUUGGAGGGAUCCACACCACUGAUUCUGAGACCAUAACUUGAUGCUUUACAGUUAAUUCCUUUUAGAGCCAGGUCUGCUUGGGAAAAUGAAAAGACUAGAAAACAAAUGAAGUUAGAGACAAAGGAGACUUCUAGGCCAGUACAUUUUCCCUAUUUCAGUAGGACUAAAAAGUAGUGCUCUUUGGAGGUCUAGAAUUUCUGAUGUAGUGGAAACCUGAAGUUCUAGCUCCAUUAGAAUAACCAAUUCAUUGCUUCUUUUUUUAAGAUUUUAUUUAUUUAUUCAUGAGACACACACACACACACAGAGAGAGAGAGAGAGGGAGAAGCAGGCUCCAUGCAGGGAGCCCAACGUGGGACUCUAUCCCGGGUCUCCAGGAUCACGCCCUGGGCUGAGGCAGCGCUAAACCACUGAGCCACCCGGGCUGCCCAUUUUGCUGCCAAGUUCUGGUAUAAAGAGUGUACAGAGAAAAAACAUAAGCCUAAGUCUAGGCCAGAAGUACAAGACUUCCCCUUUGGUAGAGAGUGCCAUUUAUUUGGUUAGUUUUCUUAUCAUAACCUAGAUUAUUUUCUCUGUGUCUGUGUGUGUAUGUAUAUGUGUGUGUGUAUACAUACGUAUAUAUAUGGUACCAAGCAGAUAUUAUGCCUUUCUGCUUUGUACUGUACCACUGCUGCUAGCUAAUAACCAGCAAAAUGUAGAAAAUGAACAAUGAUAAACUAAUUCUCUGUAGACAUCCUGGAGAAAAGAGUGCCUGCCCCUGACUUAAUGGGGCAGAGAACUGACUAUUUUGAGAAUUUGCCUUUUCCGAAGGCUGACUGCUUCUAGCCCCGUGGCAUUUCCAGCUCUGCCUGUGGGGCUGGCCUGGCUCAGAUAAUCCCCUGUGACUGGCCAUUGGAGCAGUGGGGCUCCUGAGGCUGGUUCACAGCACCCAGAGGUCUCUUACUGUCAACAGAUUGCAUGCUGUUGAUAGACCAAAAUCCAUCGGGGAUUGUGUCCCCCUCUGCUAACUCCUUUUCCAAAUUGGGAGCUUCAUUUAAGGACUCAUUCCUUGAGUUCCCAACGUAAUUGACUUUGCAUCCAUUUCUGUUUACCAAGGCAAAAUCAUAUCAGAAGUGUAUAAUAUAGAUGCAAAUGGAAGGCAGCCCAAAUAAUGGAAAAGGACAGAUUUUUCAGCCCAUCUGGGGCUUGAGAAAUGAGGUUUUGAUUUAUGAUUGAAAGCAGUUCUGAAAAGCAGCCAGCUGCAUGGGUUUCAGUUUGUGGCCCUUCCUGAGUGCAGAGAGAAAAAAGGAAAAGGAGUCACAUAAAGUGUACACAUUCAGUUCCUCUUAGAACGAUAGCUCCCACUGUUCAACUGUUUAAGAUUCUGGAUAGUGCACAUCCAGAGGUGAAAUAAAGACAUUUUCACUUAUAAAUGCGCUAAGUUAACCUUGAGAGAGAAGUGCCUGUAAUCUCUGUUUUUGGUGUCACUUGAAAGCUUUUGCUUCAUGACUCUAUAGCCGUUUAAAAAUUUGUUGCAGCAAAUGUGAUUAACAGAAGUUUACAAAGCACCACUGUAGCUUAUGCAUCAUGUUCAAAAUUGCCUAACAUUUAUCUAUUGUCAAAGCAACAAUAAACAACAAAAUAAAAGGAGAGCAAAUAGGUCAAUGUGGCAUCAUAGGCUUAUCUUAGAUAAACUAGUUCCAUCAUUUCAUGUAGCCCUCAGUCAUGCCAGGAUUAAAAUAUCAAGCAAACCACUCAAACAGUCACAAAUAUGUCUGUGUGUUUGUUAGUCUAGUUGUUUGUUCAGCAGCCAUUUUAUUUUCGCACUGUAAUAAACUGAAAGGGGAAUUAAGAUAAUGCUUCCCCCCCAUUGCUAUUCAACUACCUCUAUAUGCUUGGUUUCUCUUUAGGGAUUUCUUUCCUCCGGAUCUGUACAAAAAUGCAGUUUCAGCUUAUCUAUGUUGUAACAACAAUGUGAUUGAUACAGACAGUUGCUGUGAAAGCUGUUCAUUCAUUAGAAAUGUUUACUGUUGUUUCACUUUGUAUCUAACGAAACUGUGCCCGUAACCUUAGGUCAAGAAUUACCCAAAAUAAGUUAUCAUUUUGUUGGAAGCAGAAUAGAAAGGAAAGCUAUCGGACCAUCUAUUUUGUUCUUGUUCCUGUUUGCUUAUAAUACAUUUGACCAGAUCUUUCAAGAAAGUAGACUUGCCCUCAGAGAGUAAGCUCUCAUGUAUUUGAGAGUGAAGCUGCCAUGAGUUAGUUAAUGUGACUGAUGUGUUAGAAAAUCUGGCCAUAAACUGUUUUUUAAAAAUGCACCAGAAAAUCUUGUUAAAGACUUAUGUUGUAAACAUUUUUGCCAACAAUCCACCCCAGGUUUGUUUGUAAAUCUGUUCGUAUGUUGAGUUUGCUUAAAGCAGAAUACACUACCUACUCUGUUUUCUCUGCCAUUAUAAAAUGUUUGUGAA
Messenger RNA from Nyctereutes procyonoides (raccoon dog), 7471 nucleotides. RefSeq names its product LON peptidase N-terminal domain and ring finger 3 (gene LONRF3). The transcript has 13 exons. Bases 212 to 2836 code for a protein of 874 amino acids. NCBI's taxonomy places the organism in Eukaryota, Metazoa, Chordata, Mammalia, Carnivora, Canidae. The record is from RefSeq and is a predicted model, not a curated record. Gene Ontology annotation, molecular function: metal ion binding; protein binding.